Molecule: messenger RNA, 1249 nt
Organism: Eucalyptus grandis
Lineage: Eukaryota; Viridiplantae; Streptophyta; Magnoliopsida; Myrtales; Myrtaceae
Product: pentatricopeptide repeat-containing protein At4g38150
Exons: 2
Coding region: 72-1037 (321 amino acids)
Molecular function (GO): protein binding
Source: RefSeq, a predicted model, not a curated record
AACUUUCCAGAGCCAACCCCCCUCUCUCUCUCUCUCUCUCUCUAAGCUGAAGCAGCAGCAAGCGCCCGUCCAUGGCGGCCGCCGCCGUCUCCCGCUCUCUCGCCUCCUCCCUCGCUUCCUCUCUGCACAAGCACCUCUCGCACUUCUCUCGUCUACUAAGCUCGCCCCAUGUCAAUCUCCGCCCUUCCGCCGCCGUCGCCAGAGCAGCCGCGUUCCCACCUUUCGCCACCGCCGCCGCCGUCAGUCCCGGGCACCCGAGCUACGCUCCCUCGCGGCCGUUCUCCACCGGCUCCGACGACGCCCACAAGCCCCGCGCACCCAGAAACCCCAAAUUAGUCAACUUCUCGCUCUCCGACUCCGAGGACGAGGAAGCCCAGGGGGAGGGCGACGGCGGCGCGGCCGCUUCGGCCCCCGCAGACGAGGCGAAGCUCCCGCCGCCCUACGACCCGUUCAGCAAGAAGCCGGCGGUGGAGGAGCCCGAGGAUCCCAAGAACCUGCAGGAGGUCUUCCACAAGAUGCGGUCCGAGGGGCUGACCGACUAUGCGGUCAAGAUGUUCGACGCUUUGUCCAAGGACGGCCGCACCCACGAGGCCCUCGAGCUCUUCGGCCAGAUCAAGGACAAGGGCCACAUGCCUGAUGUCGUCGCCCACACCGCCGUCAUCGAGGCAUACUGCAAUGCAGGCGGACAGAGCAAAGAGGCGCUCAAGGUAUUCAUGCGGAUGCUGGCUUCUGGGGUUGCGCCCAAUGCCUACACCUAUGCAGUCCUCGUGAAGGGACUAGCAGACGAUGGGAGGCUGGCUGACGCGAAGAAGUACGUCAUAGAGAUGAUGAGCAAAGGGAUGAUGCCCCCUGCCGCGACCUAUGCCGCGGUGUUUGAGGCGUUUGCAAAGGACGGGAAAGAGGAAGAAGCGAGGGAGUUCCUCGAGGCGAUGAAAGGCAGAGGGUUUGUGCCUGAUGAGAAGGCUGUUAGGGAAGCGAUUGGCAGCAAAAGAGGUCCUGUUUUCAGGAGUGUCAUGAGCAUUCUCUUUGGGAAGUAGAGAGACUCUGCCUGUGUGCUAAUGAGAAUGAGAAAAAUUUUGACUUUCUGAGUUUGGGUUGGUGAUUCUUGCCUUCUUGGCAAUGUCGGAAUGUCACUUCUGCAAUGUGUCUUUGUCAUUGAUGGAUAAGGAAGAAGCCCCCAUUGAAGGCUUGCCUUUGAAGCUCUUGUUGGUCAAAAGGGUUUGUUGAGUGGCUUGCCUUAGACAAUUCA